UGGAUGCCGUGCCAGCAGGGGGCGACAUAUCAACUUCAUGCAUCCUAUCUUCGCCGGGCGGGAUUUCCGCAAUAAUAUCAAGUAUGGCGAAAACAUACGACUAUUUGUUUAAAUUACUUCUCAUCGGGGACUCUGGUGUCGGGAAGACCUGUGUGCUCUUCAGGUUUUCAGAGGACGCCUUCAACUCAACGUUUAUCUCAACAAUAGGUAUUGAUUUCAAGAUUAGGACAAUAGAGCUUGAUGGCAAGAAGAUAAAGUUACAGAUAUGGGAUACAGCAGGCCAGGAGCGUUUCAGAACAAUCACAACAGCCUACUACAGAGGAGCAAUGGGCAUCAUGCUUGUCUAUGACAUCACGAAUGAGAAAUCUUUUGAUAAUAUCAAGAACUGGAUACGGAACAUAGAGGAACAUGCGUCAUCUGAUGUUGAGAAGAUGGUCCUUGGCAAUAAAUGUGACAUCAACGACAAGAGGCAGGUGUCCAAAGACAGGGGAGAAAAGCUCGCACUAGAGUAUGGGAUCAAGUUCAUGGAGACCAGUGCAAAGGCCAACAUCAAUGUGGAAAAUGCAUUUUUGACUCUUGCCAGAGACAUCAAAUCAAAGAUGGACACAAAAAUGGAAGGCAACGCUCCUCAGGGUGCCGGUCACGGAGUCAAGAUCUCGGAGCCACAGAAAAAGAGCAGUUUCUUCCGCUGCAGCUUGCUCUGAGAGCCAAAGCUAUUCAUGCUGGCAACAAGCUGGCUGGACACAACUUGACUGUCUUUGCUCUCAGCACUUCCUCCUCUUUUUCCUUAUUCUUCCCAAACAUUGCCUCUCCUGCUCUGCAAAAACCACUGUUGUCAGUAGUGGGAGGACUUCCCCUCCUCUCUUCCUUUCCUGAAGGCUUCCAGAGGUUCGUCGCUUCCAUUUUUAGAGGAUAACUUGUCUUCAUUCUCCACAGCUUUUAACCAACAGAGGUCUCAAACCUGAACACGAUCCACGUUCUCUGUUACAAAAUAUGGGUUUUUUUCAUUUCUCCCAGCCAGUAGCAGAACCAAUGACAGAUGACGCGUACAUCAUUACAAUAUUUUUGAAUUGGAAACUAUAAAAUGUGUUUUGAUCCAUUUUUGACAUCACUAUUUGCUUAUUUGCUUCGUGUUGCUGAACAGAGACUGAUGUCCCAACCUUCAGUGAAACACCAGUUGCACUUUUUUCAUAUCAGCAGCUGAAGUCAUAUCACGGUGCAUAAAGUCCAUUUAAAAUCAGUUGGAAGGUUCUUUUCUUUUGUUCUCUUUCAUUUUGUUUCUUGUUCUUGACAAUCAUCUGAUGUGACUGAAAAUUAGGCUUUUCUUAAGCCCUGAUCACUGCCGCCAAAAUCUUUUUGCACUAGCCUCCAAGUGUCUGCAAAACACAGUCUGGGUUUUUAUCAGUCCUGCUGUCCAAAGUUUAACUGAAAAUAAGAGGUGGCAGAUUUCUGUAAAGGAUUCCUGAAGUAGUAACCCGUAUAGAGAGAAGACUCUUAAUCUAAACUAGUGUCUGGUUUUCUUUUAAGGUCUAACCUGUUAAAGAUAUACAAAAAAAAAUCAGAUCAGACUUUUAGGUAUUUGAUCUCCCAUUUAAAGAACAUAUUGGUUGGUCUCUUAAUAAUAAUCUUCAGACCAAUCUGUAUCUUAACUUUUUUGAGACUGUUUCAUGUUGUAGAAAUGAUAUUGUUCUUCAUAUUGUUAGCAACUUUAGCUUCCAUUCAUCCCAGGGGGGAAAUUUAAAGAAAAAGAAACAUCAGUUAAAUAGCUUAAAAAGGUCUAAAUGGAUGCAAUUUACUUAAGACUGGAUUAUGCAGUGUUGUAUAAUGUUGCUUUUUAGCGGGAAACAAAAAAAAAAACAUUCAGUCCUUCAGAUUGGGUUGCAUUAUCAUUUAAAAAGGCUAAUCCCAAAAAAAAAAAAAAUAAAUUUUCACACUUUUUAUUUACCCCAAGAAGUGAUCUCUCAUAUUAUUUAGGUUAUGAAGGAAACGUUAUAAAUGAAAGUGGACAUCUUCUGUUUUUUUCCUCUCCAAACGUCACCUGUAUUAAAAAUCUUAAUAGCUGGUUAAAGGUGAGCGUGAAGUUCGUCACCAUUGGACAGAUUACUGUGUAUAAAUAAAUAUUUACAAUUUUAGAAAAAAAGACUAUUUUAUAAAACAAAAGUACAGAAAUAGAAUAUUUAUUCAAUAUGUUAUCUCUGGUGGUGGAAAAAUAGAUAUCACUGCAUCUUUUACUUCAUUUUGGUGUGGAGAUAUAUUCUGUGUUGCUUCCUUUGUAUGAAAAUCCAGCUUCAGCAGCAGAGUUCCUAACAGUUUGUUCAAAGCACAAAAGCCUGUAUGACUUUUGUUUCUUUGCUAACUUUUAGCAUCAUAGCACAUGUGUAUUUGCAUUAGUUUUUCAAUAACAAGGUCUUUAGAAGAGAAACAGCUUAACUGUGGACACCAGGUCCUUUCCAAUAUAUGCUUGUGCCUGAAAGUUUAUGUACCCAAACAUUAAAGGCAGAAAACAAAUAUUUUAUGAAAUUAUCAUUUAUUUAUCUCUAGUUUCAGUUUUGGGUUAUUUGACUAACUAGUGUGAAUUUAUCAGUUUCUUUCGUGGGAGGGUGUGUAAACUUUCAAGCAAAAAUAUAUGUGUUUGAUCCAGUUUAAAGUAUUUUAGUCUUAGGAAGUUUUGGAUCAUCAUGGAAGAGUGAAUCAGCUUCUAACAAGUCAGCUGGUUUUUCAUAAUCUCUUGGUUUAUCAGUUUUUCCUCUCAAUCAUCUCUUCCAUGUUUUAGACCUAACAUCAGUGAUAGCUGCUAAGAUUCACGGUGAGCUACACUGGAUGCAGAAGUACUAAAAAAGUUGAGGUAGCCUCCAACGGCCCGUUUCAGUGGAUUGAUUGUUGCUCAAUCUUAAUCCCAUCAGACCAAAGCACACCGCUCCAUUUAAAAGUCUCAUUAGAUGGCGAUGUUGGUACAGAUUCUGCUUAUUUAGACAUGCCUUUCCAAUACAACCGAUUGGCCUUAACAUGGUUUGUUAGGGAGACGGUGCUCAAAUUAAAUGGUUGAAUCACCUCUAAACUCUGCUGAGAUGAUCUUCCUGCAUUAGUUUAGUUUAUUUCUUGCAGCUUUCUUUCCUUGGGGUGUCCACAAACGAGGCACUGGAGGCUCUUCUAACAAUCAAAUGAUGUCUCUGAUUAUUAGAUGUCAUUAAGGUCACCAUGUUUCCCAUCAAGCUCUUCCAGCACUUUAUUAUUAAAUAGUGUUGUACGUGUAGUCCGUGCCAAGUGAUAGCGUCACCAUAUAACAGCACAGUGUUGACCUGUUGAGUAUUUGCAUUAUAAAGGAAAUGUAUUACCCCAACAUUCACAGCACCAAGUCAUCCAGUAUCGGCAUACUGUAAACUUUCACUUUGUUUCCUUGUAUAUUUUCUCAAAUGUUUUUCCAGUAUGUAGGUAAAGAAAAGAUGUUUAAAGCUAAAACCUGACAAUUCCUUUCAUAAAAGUAAUGUUUGCGCUCUGCUAACAUCAAAGCAGGUCAGAAUGAAGAUGGUUUCUGGUGUUUUCUCUUUAGUUGUAGCCUUCAUGUUCGAUGGCUAGGUGGCACUAUAGGAACAGAGGGCCUCUUGGCUUUACCACGUAAACAGAAAUUGGAGCAAGAGUUUAAUUUAACUUGCAGGAAAAAAAAAAGGCCAGUUAAGUGAUUGUGUUAUUCUCAAUAUUUUCCUUUGAAUCUUAUUACCUCAUGUUUGCUUUCCGAUGCAAGUUUCUUUUCUGGAAACUACAUCCACAAUAUUUUUAAAGGCAUUUUUAUGGUUUGGUUGCAUCUUUUUUUUUUUUUUUUUUUUUUUCUCCAAGGAUCAAAAAGAUUUGGGACCUCGUGAUUAUAAGGACCAUUUGUUUUAACUGUCAGUUCUCACAGCUGAGCUAUGCAUUGUAAAUCUUGGACCUUUGCUUACUUGUACACCUCUACUAUUGAAUUCAUGGGCUUUGUUACAUUUAAAGGUUGAUGAUUUCAACCUUUAACCAGAUAACCAGAUUUUAAAGCCUUUUUUAAUUAUUUUUUUUUAACAUUGCUGUUCUAUUGCUUGAGUAAUAUGAAAGCAAAGCCAUAGAGAGCAGAUGUUAGGGUCACAAUCUGUUUUUGUUUUUUUGGACUAAUGCUUUUUUUUUUUUUUAAACCUUUUCUUAAAAUAAGAUCCCAUGUUGUAAUAAAGCAAACAUAUUGUAAGUGGUUACGUUUUCAUUCUGUAUGUUGGGACAUUCACAGGGAGAAAAACAUAAAUAUCAUUGAAAAUUAAAAAAAUCUAUAUAAACUGUACUGUACUUUCUAAACCCAUAAGAGAUGUAUCUACACUGAACUGUAGAUAUGUGUACUUUUGAUUUAAUAAAAAAAGGAGUGAAAA
This is a messenger RNA of Cyprinodon tularosa, 4382 nucleotides long. RefSeq names its product ras-related protein Rab-8A. The coding region runs from base 84 to 704 and encodes 206 amino acids. The transcript has 8 exons. Gene Ontology annotation, cellular component: synaptic vesicle; dendritic spine; trans-Golgi network transport vesicle. Gene Ontology annotation, biological process: neurotransmitter receptor transport to postsynaptic membrane; Golgi vesicle fusion to target membrane; cellular response to insulin stimulus. Lineage: Eukaryota; Metazoa; Chordata; Actinopteri; Cyprinodontiformes; Cyprinodontidae. The record is from RefSeq and is a predicted model, not a curated record. Gene Ontology annotation, molecular function: GTPase activity; GTP binding.